Poecilia latipinna (sailfin molly) is the source of this 4954-nucleotide messenger RNA. RefSeq names its product transient receptor potential cation channel, subfamily M, member 5 (gene trpm5). NCBI's taxonomy places the organism in Eukaryota, Metazoa, Chordata, Actinopteri, Cyprinodontiformes, Poeciliidae. Gene Ontology annotation, molecular function: ligand-gated calcium channel activity; calcium-activated cation channel activity. The record is from RefSeq and is a predicted model, not a curated record. Bases 123 to 3812 code for a protein of 1229 amino acids. Gene Ontology annotation, biological process: calcium ion transmembrane transport. The transcript has 26 exons. Gene Ontology annotation, cellular component: plasma membrane.
GCUAAGGGAACAGCAUUACCUUCAUGCCACCUCCUGAUGAGCCAAGUAGUUCGCCUGAACAGAAAACUCGCAGUCUCUCCUGCUGUGGUUAAGCUGAACAAGGAGAAAAGUUUGCAUUAGCCAUGCCGGAGAAACAAGACACACCUUUGGUGCCACUGCAGCCACAAACACGAUGCCCUCAGUGUGGAGACAUGCUGGAGUGGUCAGAGGAGCACAGUGUCCUCCUUGGCUGCUCAUGUUGCUGUAAAGUGGAUGAGACUAUUCAGAAUGUAGCCAGAGGCUUGGCUAACAAAAUGAAGGAGAAAACUCACUGGGCAGCUGGGAGAGUGGGUGACAUUGACUUUGUUGGAUCUACAAAGACUAAAGGAAAGUUUGUGAGGGUGUCCAGCAACACAGACCCAGUUUUGAUUUACAAGAUGCUGACAGAGGACUGGGGCCUCUCUCCUCCACACUUGGUCGUGGCGUUGGUGGGAGGAGAUGAGCUGGCUCAGAUGAAGCCCUGGCUCAGGGACACUCUUAGAAAAGGACUUGUGAAAGCUGCACAGAGCACAGGGGCAUGGAUUUUAACUAAUGGCCUUCGCUUUGGCAUCACUAAGCACUUGGGCCAGGCAGUAAGAGAUCACUCCCUGGCCAGCACCUCCUCUAAAGUUCGUGUUGUGGCCAUUGGCAUCGCACCCUGGAACAUGAUCCACAACCGAAAGGCUCUCCUCACUGCCAAGGUGGAUGAGCCUGCAGCAUACACACCACAGGACUUGCCCCAUGGUGCAGUGUAUUCCCUGGACAGCCACCAUUCCCACUUCGUGUUUGUGGAAGAGGAUCCCAACAGACCAGGAGCCACCAGUGAAAUGAGAGUGAAACUGCUCAAACACAUCUCCCUUCAGCGCACUGGUUAUGGAGGAGCAGGAAGUUUUGAGAUCCCUGUUCUGUGUCUCCUGGUCCAUGGGGAGCCCAGAAUCCUAAAGAGGAUGUGUAAGGGCAUUGGAAAUUCCACACCGUGGCUGAUUCUGGCAGGCUCUGGAGGCGUGGCUGACAUCCUAGUCACGCUGAUGAACAGAGGCUGCUGGGACGCAGACAGCGUUCAUGAGCUACUGUUGGACACCUUUCCCAAUGCCCACCACAGCACAGACAUCAGUAACUGGGUCAAGCUGAUCCAAAAGAUACUUGAUCACGGGCAUCUUCUGACUGUCCACGACCCUGAACAGGAAAGCUCCGAGCUGGAUACUGUUAUUCUCAAAGCUCUUGUCAAGGCUUGUAAGAGUCAAAGUCAAGAAGCUCAAGACUUUCUGGAUGAGCUAAAGCUGGCUGUGGCCUGGAACAGAGUGGACAUUGCCAAGAGUGACAUCUUUAAUGGAGAUGUGGAGUGGAAGGCUUGUGACCUUGAGGAAGUGAUGAUGGAUGCCCUCAUCAACGACAAACCAGACUUUGUGCGCCUCUUUGUGGACAACGGGGUGAACUUGGGGGAAUUCCUCACCUACGGUCGCCUACAGGAGCUUUACUGGUCUGUGUCGGAGAAGAGCCUCCUUCACAACCUGCUUCUGAAAAAAUAUGAAGAGAAGCAGCUCUUGCUUGGGGCAGCAAGAACACCUGGUCCGCCAGGACACCAUCCCUCGGAGCAAGGGAAGCCCCGCUUCACCCUGUUUGAAGUCGCCAAAGUCCUGAAGGACUUUCUGCAUGACUCCUGCAAAGGCUUUUAUCAAAAGAUGCCAGCAGAGAAGCCACCAAAGGGCCGACUGUUCCACAGCCAGAAGAACCUGCCCGAGCUGGAGGAGCGCUGUGAACAUCCUUGGCGAGAUCUUUUUCUCUGGGCCGUUCUUCAGAACCGACAGCAGAUGGCUAACUACUUUUGGGCCAUGGGCCCCGAGGCAGUUGCAGCAGCCCUGGCAGGAUGUAAGAUUCUGAAAGAGAUGGCACGCCUGGAAUCUGAGGCUGAGUCUGCACGCAGUAUGAAGGAGGCCAAGUACGAGCAGUUUGCCCUUGAUGUCUUUGGAGAGUGUUAUUCCAACAGUGAAGACAGGGCCUAUGCUUUGUUAGUGAGAAGAACACAGUGCUGGAGUAAAUCCACUGUUCUCAACUUGGCAACUGAGGCUGAUGCCAAAUCUUUCUUUGCCCACGAUGGAGUUCAGGCUCUCCUCACAAAGCUUUGGUGGGGGGCGAUGACGACAGACACUGCCAUCUCCAAACUUGUGGUCUCUUUCUUCUUUCCACCCCUUAUUUGGACCAACCUCAUUAUGUUUAGCGAUGAAGAACUGGAUAAUCGUGAUGGUAAAAAGGAGUUUGUGGAGCUGGACAGCCUCGACACAGAAAAGGCUUUACUGCUAACGGAUGACGAUGAUCCUUUGGAUGCUGCACCUGGAGGUCAGACAUCUCAGAGCUGUGCCAGUGUUUGGUGGCGCUUCCUGCUCCGCCGCUGGCGUCGCUUCUGGAGCGCUCCUGUCACUGUGUUCUUUGGCAACGUCAUCAUGUACUUCGCCUUCCUCUGCCUCUUCACUUACGUUCUUCUUCUGGACUUCAAGAGCCCGCCCGAUGGUCCUAAAGUUCCGGAGAUAAUGCUCUACUUCUGGGUGUUCACCUUGGUGCUGGAAGAAAUUCGACAGAGUUUCUUCACUGACGAAGAAAUUAACAUCCUGAAGAAGUUCAAGCUCUACGUAGAGGACAACUGGAACAAGUGUGACAUGGUGGCCAUCUUACUCUUUGUUGUUGGGGUUUCCUGCAGGAUGUCGGAAGACACCUUUGAAGCGGGACGGACAGUUCUGGCCAUAGAUUUUAUGGUUUUUACUCUACGUCUCAUCCACAUCUUUGCCAUCAAUAAGCAACUCGGCCCCAAGAUCAUCAUUGUGGAAAGAAUGAUGAAGGAUGUUUUCUUCUUCCUCUUUUUCCUGAGUGUGUGGCUAAUUGCUUAUGGCGUAGCUACGCAGGCUCUUCUCCACCCUAAUGACCCACGGAUUGACUGGGUGUUUCGUAGAGCCUUGUACCGCCCUUAUCUGCACAUAUUUGGCCAAAUUCCACUGGAUGAUAUAGAUGCUGCCCGAAUGCCAAAUAUUACCUGCACUGAAAACUCAACUCUGAUUCUCGAGGGUCAUCUACCGCCGUGCCCCAAUAAGUACGCCAACUGGCUGGUGAUUCUGCUGCUAGUUAUCUUCCUCCUUGUCACCAAUGUGCUUCUGCUCAACCUCCUUAUUGCAAUGUUCAGUUACACAUUUCAAGUGGUGCAGGGUAACACAGACAUCUUCUGGAAGUUCCAGAGAUAUAACCUGAUCGUGGAAUACCACAGCCGGCCUGCGCUGGCCCCACCCUUCAUCAUCAUCAGCCACAUCUCUCAGCUCAUCCUCUGCAUGGUUAAACGGCCCGAGUCUAAGCAAGAACAUCUUGAGAGGGAGCUGCCAGUAGGACUAGACCAGAGGCUCAUAACAUGGGAGACGGUGCAGAAAGAGAAUUACCUGGCAAAAGUGGAGCGCCAGCAAUGGGAGAGCAGUGAGGAGAAACUCAAGACUACCUCCUCGAAGGUUCAGAGUUUGCUAAAGAUCGUUGGUGGUUUCAAGGACCAAGAGAGGCGACUGGUAUCAGUGGAAGCUCAGGUUCGAUAUUGUGGAGAAGUGCUGUCCUGGAUGGCGGAGUGCUUUGCGCAGAGCACGCUCAAAUGUGAAAAAGAUGCUCCAAAAGCUCCAACAUCUCUAACAGGCAGCAAGGCAGACCAUACUGCGGACACACCUCAAAGUCACUCUGAGCAAGAAGCCAGACAAGAAGAGGAAGAACCCAAACCUGGUCACCCAGGAUAUGGAGCCAACAAGAAAUUUCCAUACAUUGAUGAAUAAUAAUAGUCACAGCAUUAACUUGUAAAAGAUGCCAAGUCCAACCCUUCUUCUUAUCCUCCUGGCAUUUCUGUUUUUUGUUGUUUUUUUUAUCUUGACGUUACAGUAGUUCAUAGUGCAUCUUUCUUUUAGUAAGAAUUGUAAGUUCAGGUUAUUUGGUUUAUCCUUAGUUUUGGAGCUGCAUGACAAAUGAAGGGAAUGAGUACAUUACAAAGUCCAAAUUAUUGAAAUGGAAUAACAGUUUUAUUUCAGCAGGUUGCUAAAAUGCAGGAAAUGGCAUUUUCAAAGGUGCUGUUUGUGCGUCCGAAAAUGUGGGUUCCUAAUGAUUACAGAGAGCAUCAUUUUAACAAGCAACAAAUGACAAUUUUAAGAAGCCAUCCCAUAAUAUUAUAAAACUUUAAGACAGUAGCAUUGUUUACAUCGUCAAAUCAAAUGACAUAGUUUGCAAAGAAGAAAACAAAAAGUAAAGUAAGCAUUUUGCUGCUCGACAAGCAGCAAAAACUUAUGUUAAAUUUAUAUUUACUAAUCACAUUACCCAGGAAUAGGUAAGAAACAUCAAAUAUUAUUUCAAAAUUACAUUUCUGCAGCUAAAACAGCAGAACAAAACAACAAAAAGCAAUGGAACCCAUGGAAUAUCUUCUACGAUGUUCCAUGAUUGUAAAUCUUUUUUUUUUUUCAUUUCUGCUUAUGAUUGGAAAUUUUAAAGAGCACACCAGGUUUAAUUACUUUUUGCAGUGAUUUUUGCAGAAAUAUGUGAUGUGAAGUUUUUAUUAAAGCGCAGCUUAGAGUUAUAAUCACUUUGUUCUUCUGAGAACUGCUGAAACAUCAUCACACAUGCCCUGAUUUAAGAACUUUUCACUAAACAUCCAGUGAACUGUAAACCAGGGGAUGUCAGUCUCCCCAUCCGGCUUCCCAAAGCACUUAAUUUUAUGUUUUUGUGGUAGAAUCUUUUAUAUUUUAUAUGUUAUACAGGAGCACCUUAUUUCCUUCACUUUCUCCCAUUUCUUCACGCCUUUUUUAUUUUUAAAGUGUCAAUUUAGACUAUACAACUGUUUUUUCCUGAUGUUCUGCAGCAUUUAUUGUCGAUAAUUUCAUAUCAAACGUUGGAAUACAAAAUGUGGAUUCAAUAAAAUAAUUUUCACAUA